CUGCGACACGCCUCCUUCUGCAAAUGAACGAAGAACGACAAAAAAAAGGACAACUCUCAGGCGGUGGCUUCAGACGGCGAACCAAACGGCGAGCGCGCCCUCCCUGCGACGGCAACGUCCAGCGGCGAGAUUUCAGUGGCGGGCGGUCUCCAGCCACGAGCUUCAAAUUUCCGGCGAACUUCUUCAGCUUCGAACUCGACGGCCGACGGCGAGGGGAACCAGAUUCGACGGAGAAAUAGGAGCGAGGCUUCAGCGAACAGCCGGAGAACUCCAGGGACCUCAAAUCGGCGGCGUACGGCGGCGUACGGAGGCCGAGACGUUCCAGAUGGUGGAAUCCGGCGAAAUCGACGACGACGACAACCCUAAUCUCUGAUACCACGGUUGAGGAUCGAUUCUUUUCCGGCUCAGGUCUCCAACCUUUCAGCACGAACAACAAACAAUAGGAUCAAUUGUACAUUUAUGGUUCGCUCUGAGCAUCCCCAAACUUAUGCCUCACCGGAUUGGUUUUCUUGGCGAACUCCGUUCAUCACUCUUUAGAGAAUGUCGGCGAUUAAUGACCACCAGCAAAAGAGUACAAGAUCGGAGCAAAAAGAAGCGUGUGCAUGACCUUGAGGUUGUUGUGGAGAAACAAAAAAUCCUCUCCAAGAUCCUCUUCAUACUCGAAACUCUAAAGCAAGAAUCGGAGCAAAUCAUCACCGUACGUUCCCUCGAUCAAUACCGACGGCAAAUCAACCUCCCGAGGCCUCACAAGUUCUCCGAUUUCCUCCGGAAAUCUCCCAAGAUUUUUGAACUCUAUAAUGACCAAAGGGGAGUUUUAUGGUGUGGGAUGACUAAAGAAGCUGAAAAUCUAAUGCAUGAAGAAGAUGACCUGAUAGAGAAAAACAGUGAUAAAUCUGCAGAGUUUUUGACUCGAAUGUUAAUGAUGUCUGUCGAUAAACGCAUUAGCCUGGAUAAGAUUGCUCAUUUCAGGAGGGGUAUGGGUUUGCCUUUGGAUUUCAGAAACCAUUGGGUGCACAAAUAUCCGGAAUAUUUCCGAGUGGUGAAACCCUUCGUGCCUUAUGAUGAGGGUGAAUAUCUGGAACUAGUGACUUGGAAUUCCAGCUGGGCAAUAACCGAGCUGGAAAAGAAAGCUUUGGGUGUUAGCAAAGCUCCGGAAGGUUCUUUUCCAGGUAUUCUUUCUCUGUCUUUCCCAAUGAAGUUCCCGCCAAACUAUAAGAAGAAGAUUUCCACGUACAAACCUCAGAUUGAGAAGUUUCAGAACAGGGAGUAUUUGUCCCCUUACGGAGAUGCCAGUGGGUUAAAGGCCGGUUCGCUGGAGUUUGAUAAGAGGGCAGUGGCGGUAAUGCAUGAGUUGCUAAGCUUUAUGAUUGAGAAGCGGCUUGUGACAGACCAUUUGACUCACUUCAGGAGGGAGUUUGUGAUGCCUCAGAAGUUAAUGAGACUAUUGCUAAAGCAUUUCGGCAUCUUUUAUGUCUCGGAGAGAGGUAGGAGAUUUGUCGUCUUCUUGAACGAAUUCUAUGAAAAUUCGGAGCUAGUCGAGAGACAUCCUCUGGUUGAUUGGAAAGACAAGGUUCUUAACCUUGUUGGGUAUAGAAUUAAGAAAGAGAAAGAAGGCGUGUUGGAUGAUUUACUAGAUGAUACACGCGAUAGGGACUUAUUCGAUAGCAGUUCAGAAGAAGACUAUGGUGGUAUUCAGUUAGGACAUGAUGAGGAGAUGAGUGGUCUGGACAGGGAUAUAAUUGGAAGUGAUCCUGAAAUGGAGAUUGAGGACAUCUAUGAUGCAUAUAAUGCAUCCGAAUGAAACCUCCCGUUGCCUCCUAAUUAGAACUGAGACAUAAUGCAUUCACCUAUGAAAAACGGAAACUGGGAAAGAAUGUUUCUGUUUUGGAAAUUUUUGAAAACAGUUGGUUCUUAUUAUUAUUAAAAGAUGAUAUUUCUCGGUUCCCGUUUCUCCAUGAUGUCAAAUAAAAAGGUUUAACCCAUCAACGAUCGUGUUGUUCUUUCUCUCUCUUUUUUUGCACUAACAGGCUUGUAAAGAUUUGAUGCGAAAUGGUCAGGUUUUAGGCUCUCACAGAUACUCUGAUAAAAGAUUAGAUAAUUGUCAUUUGAUAUAACAUACCUAAAGUUUACAGGAUGACAAGGCAAACAGGAUUGAGAAUCAAUUGAAUACAUUCCCAUCAAUAUAACAUAUCCAACAAUCUGACAUUCCCAUGGUAAUCUGACAUUCCCAUAGUAAUCUGACAUUCCUUGAACCAAACAUAUCAUAAGAUGUUUUUACUUGGAUUGUUUUCAGUCUCAGAC
Molecule: messenger RNA, 2301 nt
Organism: Cuscuta europaea
Lineage: Eukaryota; Viridiplantae; Streptophyta; Magnoliopsida; Solanales; Convolvulaceae
Source: the annotation of a GenBank genome assembly